Polyodon spathula (Mississippi paddlefish) is the source of this 2385-nucleotide messenger RNA. RefSeq names its product coiled-coil domain-containing protein 112-like. NCBI's taxonomy places the organism in Eukaryota, Metazoa, Chordata, Actinopteri, Acipenseriformes, Polyodontidae. The coding region runs from base 159 to 1658 and encodes 499 amino acids. The transcript has 10 exons. The record is from RefSeq and is a predicted model, not a curated record.
GUCGGCGAACUGUAUUUAUAAAUAUUUACAGUUGCAGGCUAGCUGUCUACAUUUCAAAGUAACAAGCAGGUAGCACCAAACAGGAACUAGGACCCCAUCACCACUAACUGUCAGCAACACGAUUUAGAGGAAAUAAAGUUUUACAAUUCAAAAUAAAAAUGGCUGCCCUAACGACCAACGAUACAUUCCAGGGUGAUGACGCUUUCCAGCCCGCUGGCCAUCAUGACAAACAGUUUUAUAUCCAGAACUGGAGAGAGAAAGAAGCACAGGCUAAGAAGGCUGAAUUCAUCCGGGAGACAGAAAAACUGAAAAAACAGAUUGCAAAACUUGAAAAAGACCAAAAUGCACAUAUUUAUGUCAAAAAGAAAGAUGUCAGAAAUGAGUUUGGAACACUGGAAGACUUGGAACUCAAACUGACAAAUAGUAGAAAAAUAGAAAAGGCUAAGCUUCAACAGCAACUUGCCAAAAUCCACAACGGUGUAAAGAGAUUCCAAAGACAGCUGAAGGAUGUAAAGCCGACCCCAGAGUUUGUGGAAAAGCUCAAGGAAAUAAUGGAGGAAGUUGAAAAUGCCAUAAAUGUUUUCAAAGAAGAGCAACGACAAAGUUAUGAGGAGCUCAUGAAAGAGGAGAAGAAUUCCUCUCAGGAAAUCAUUGCUCUGGAAAAGAAGUUUGAGACAUGGGCCUUGGCUGUGUCAGCUGCUCCAAAAAACUGCCCAUCUCUCUUAGCUAAGGUACCAUUAGCCACAACCAUUGAGGAUGAUCUGCCAGCUGAAGUAGUGGAGUUUGAGAAGUUCUUGCAGCAGACUGGAGGGCGACAGGGAGGCUGGGAUGAUUAUGAUCAUCAGAGCUUCUUAAAAGUUUGGACCAAGCACAGUGGCAAGCCUGGGUAUAUGAAGGAAGCCUUGCUGUAUCUGCCUGGAAGAACCCAGGAAGAUAUUCAGCUCCACGAGAAUUGGUAUCAAGAGUUUCUAUUUCUUGAAGAAAACAAAAAGGAGGCUAUUCAGAAAUGGAAAGCUAAGAAGCAACAGGAAAAAGAAGAACUCCUGAAGCAGAAAGAUAAAUCAGAGGAAGAGCUGAGGCAAGAGCAGCUGGCCCAUGCAGAGGCACGGCGUCAGAAAAUUGAACAGGAAAGAAAAGACAGACAGACAAGACUCCAUGUUUGGAAGAAGCAGAAGGAGGAGGAGCGCACCAUGGAAGAGAAGCAGCAUCUCAGAGAAGAGGCAGAGAAAAGGAGGAAGGCAAAGGAGGAGCAGCAGCGGCAGCUGGAGGUCAAGCUAGAAGUGGAGACAUAUGUCCGGCAGAAGAAGGAGCAGGAGGAAUUUCUUCGUCUUGAAAAAGAGAUGCAAGAGCAGGCUGAGCAGGAUGAAAAGAGGAGACAGGCUGCUAGAGGAAUCACCAAGUUUCAAGAAAGAGAUUUGCACAAAUUAGAGUCCAAGCUGUUGGAGAAACGAGCAAAAGAGGAAGAAGUUGCUGAGCGUGAGCACAGACUGGCCAAGUUGAAGGAGAAGGUUGAAGUUCACAUAAGCAGAGACCCAUCUAGACUAUGGAGACCUACAAAGGGAUGGGAAGAACGCACCAAACAGAUUGGACCAACUGGGGGAGGACCAUUGUUGCAUAUACCACAAAGAGCUGUGCCAAGCUGGAGACAAGGCUUAUAGUCAGAAUAAACAUCGAGAUCUUCUAAAUAAACUGGUACCAUACUAUAGAAAUGCAUUAGUCCAAAGGAUAUCAAGGCAGAGCACAUCAAACAUUUUAUGGAAAUGGAGUUCUAUAGGUUUGGAAUUAUGUAAUGUGUAAAUUAUUUUUAAAGAACUUGAUUCUGGAAUCAAAUGUGAAAAUUCAUAGCACCAUAACAAACCAGUGUACACAGAUAAAAUACAGAGGGUCCUCUUAACUUGUACAGAUUGCACAGUAACUGUAAGUUUAAAGAUAUUUGUAUAAAAUCAAGAGUUUAUUGGAUCAUAAAUGUGAAUGCAGUCUGAAACUUCUAUUUGAGGGUAGGCGUGUAUGAUAAAAGUUUGGUGAAGAUUGGUGAAUGUCAUUGAAAACUGGUCAUUUUACAUUCGUAAUCCAUUAUCUGCCAGGUUGAGUUUCUUAGAUCUCUAACUAAAUGGAGAUUUAUUCUAUGUUUCUGUCGGAAACAUUCCAGCUUGAAGUAUUGGUGUGCAGUGAGAAACAUUUUAAAAUGGUCAAAACACAUUACAAACAGAUGAAUGCACUUUGAGUUGUAAAUUAUUUUUAAUAAUUUUGUGUAUUUUGCACCAUGUCAUAUCCAAUCUUGUAAAUACUAAAACUCCAAAACAAACUGCUCAAUUUUGCCUUUAUUUGUGUGUGGUUUGUUUUAUUAUUUACUGCUAGGCGACUUAAAGUUGUUACAAAAUAUCA